AUGAAGAUUGAAGUUGAAGUAAUCACCAAAGAGACAAUCAAACCAUCUUCUCCAACCCCUCACCAUCUCCACCACCACCAGCUCUCCUUUCUGGAUCAAUUAGCACCCCAUGCCUACGUUCCUUUUCUCUACUUUUAUGAAUUCAAUGGCUCCACAAACAUCAAUCAAAUCUCCAACCUCCUCAAGACUUCUCUAUCCAAAGUCUUGACCCAGUACUACCCUUUUGCUGGGAGAGUCAGAAACAACCUUUUUGUUCACUGCCAAGACCAAGGCAUCCCAUUUUCUGAAGUUAAAGUCAAAACCCAUCUGCUCUCUGGUGUCAUCACCAACCCCUGCCUCUCUGAGCUCCACAAACUACUGCCAUUCAAGCUGGAUGAAGUCACAGAAACAGCCCUUGGUGUCCAGCUCAAUGUGUUUGAAUGUGGAGGAAUUGCUGUGGGGUUAUGCAUCUCACACAGAAUUGCAGACGGCCUCUCAUGUUUUACAUUUGUGAACAAUUGGGCAGCUGCUUCUAAUUGUGGACCGGGGAACAAAAAUUCUAUUGUGGGUCCAGAUUUUUCUGCAGCUUCAAUUUUCCCACCAAGAAAUAUGGAUGGGUAUUUAGGGGUUCCUAUCACCAACAAGCAUGAGAUCAAAACCAAGAUGUUUGUGUUUGAUGCGUCAAAGGUUGAGGCUUUGAGAUCAAGAUAUGAACAGAGCAUCAAGGUCUCAAAAACCCAGAAACGGCCAUCAAAAGUUGAGGCCUUGUCUGUAAAAUCUGGUAUAAGGAAUUCUGUAUUCCGUUGUGUUUACAUACAAUAUGUGCAGGUACAUAUAUAG
Prunus persica (peach) is the source of this 819-nucleotide messenger RNA. Its product is annotated as vinorine synthase-like. The record is from RefSeq and is a predicted model, not a curated record. The coding region runs from base 1 to 819 and encodes 272 amino acids. The transcript has a single exon. Lineage: Eukaryota; Viridiplantae; Streptophyta; Magnoliopsida; Rosales; Rosaceae.